AUGAAAUAUGGCCGCUGUCACCAGGAGCCAGAACAGAUGCCGAGCUGGUCCAGGACAAUCGUUAGAGGAAACAAACCCUGCAAGGAAACCUCCAUCAAUGGCCUGCUAGAGGAUUUUGACAACAUCUCUGUGACUCGCUCCAACUCCCUAAGGAAAGAAAGUCCACCCACCCCAGAUCAGGGAGCUACCAGCCAUGGUCAAGGCCACUCAGAAGAAAAUGGCUUCAUCACCUUCUCACAGUAUUCUAGUGAAUCUGAUACUACUGCUGACUAUACAACUGAAAAGUACAGAGAAAAGAGUUUCUAUGGAGAUGAUUUGGAUCCCUACUAUAAAGGCAGCCAUUCCAGCAAGCAAAAUGGACACAUCACAAAAAUGAAACAUGGGGAGGCCUUCUAUUCUGAGAUGAAGCCGUUGAAAACUGACAUAGCCAGAUUUCCUGUUGAUUAUCAUGCACACUUGGACUCACUGAACAAACCCAUCGAAUAUGGUGACCUCAAGUGGGAAUAUCAGCGAGCUUCAAGUAGCUCCCCUCUGGAUUACCCAUUCCAAUUCACACCUUCUAGAACUGCAGGGACCAGUAGGUGCUCAAAGGAGAGUCUUGCAUACAGUGAAAGUGACUGGGGACCAAGCCUGGAUGACUAUGACAGGAGGCCAAAGUCAUCAUACCUGAAUCAGACAAGCCCUCAGCCAGCCAUGCGGCAGAGGUCCAGGUCAGGCUCAGGGCUCCAGGAACCCAUGACGCCAUUUGGAGCAAGUGCAUUUAAAACUCAUUCCCAAGGACACUCCUACAACUCCUACACCUACCCUCGCUUGUCCGAGCCCACAAUGUGCAUUCCAAAGGUGGAUUACGAUCGAGCACAGAUGGUCCUCAGUCCUCCACUGUCAGGGUCCGACACCUAUCCCAGGGGCCCCGCCAAACUACCUCAAAGUCAAAGCAAAACAGGCUACUCAUCAAGCAGCCACCAGUACCCUUCUGGGUACCACAAAGCCACCCUGUACCACCACCCUUCCCUGCAGAGCAGUUCUCAGUACAUCUCCACAGCUUCUUACCUGAGCACGCUCAGCAUCUCAUCCAGCACCUACCCCCCACCCAGCUGGGGCUCCUCCUCAGACCAGCAGCCCUCCAGGGUGUCCCACGAACAGUUCCGGGCUGCCCUGCAGCUGGUGGUCAGCCCGGGAGACCCCAGAGAAUACCUGGAUAAUUUUAUCAAAAUCGGAGAAGGGUCAACAGGCAUCGUAUGCAUCGCAACAGAGAAACACACAGGGAAACAAGUGGCAGUGAAGAAAAUGGACCUCCGUAAGCAACAAAGACGAGAACUGCUUUUUAAUGAGGUUGUGAUAAUGCGGGAUUACCACCAUGAUAAUGUGGUUGACAUGUACAACAGCUACCUUGUUGGUGAUGAGCUCUGGGUGGUGAUGGAGUUUCUAGAAGGUGGUGCCUUGACAGACAUCGUUACUCAUACCAGAAUGAAUGAAGAACAGAUAGCUACCGUCUGCCUGUCAGUUCUAAGAGCUCUCUCCUACCUUCACAACCAAGGGGUGAUUCACAGGGACAUAAAGAGUGACUCCAUCCUCCUAACGAGUGAUGGCCGGAUAAAGUUGUCUGACUUUGGUUUCUGUGCUCAAGUUUCCAAAGAGGUGCCAAAGAGAAAAUCACUGGUGGGUACCCCCUACUGGAUGGCACCGGAGGUGAUUUCCAGGCUACCUUAUGGGACAGAGGUGGACAUCUGGUCCCUUGGGAUCAUGGUGAUUGAGAUGAUCGAUGGUGAGCCCCCCUACUUCAAUGAGCCUCCCCUCCAGGCAAUGCGGAGGAUCCGAGACAGUUUACCUCCAAGAGUGAAGGACCUACACAAGGUUUCUUCAGUUCUCCGGGGAUUCCUAGACCUGAUGUUGGUGAGGGAACCCUCUCAAAGAGCCACAGCCCAGGAACUCCUUGGACAUCCAUUCUUAAAAUUGGCAGGUCCACCAUCUUGCAUCGUUCCCCUCAUGAGACAAUAUAGGCAUCACUGAGCAGAGGCUUCAUUAGGUGACAAAGCUAGGUGAGAACAUGAGAAUAAUUCAGGAGAACAUGAGGAAAACCACAGAUCAUGCAAAAGGCCUGUGCAUUCUAGGCCAGCUGAUUGGUGGGACAAUGCGCUGACCGGCAGGGUUUCACAGACCAGGGCAUCUUCUUGUGUCUUAAAUAGGCAUCUCUCCACUGACAGCUGGCAUGGUCAUUUGGAGCAUGGCUUUUGUAAGUCAUUGUUAUAUUUUGCAGCCCUUCAUCCAGCAAAUCAGAAGGACUCAGUACAAACUCCGUUAUGAUAUAUCCUAGCCACAUGCAGGGUACCGCAUAGGAUUUUCUAUAUUGAAAGAAUACUUUUCUGGCAAAAAAAAAAAAAAAGAAAGAAAGGAAAACAAAAAGCACUUUUUUCUUAAUGGUAGCAGUGUAAUGUAUUUUGCAAUGAAUUUGUAAUUUUUCUGUACGAUAGUUUUGAUAAUUUAUAGUACUUUGAUGUCACGUAGCCAUUGUAUCAGUUGAAGUAAUACUUGUUUACUAGCAGGAGUUUGAACAAAGCCUUUCCUACUUUUUUAUCCCUUUCAGAGAACCAACGAUUCUUUAGGAACUUUGAAUACUGAAUGACUCUCAAUCACCGUCAGCUUUAGUAGAAUAUCUUUCUUAUCUUAACAAGUGUCUUAUGUGAUGGAAGAAUUAAGAGUGAUGGUGAUGAUGUGCACAUUUCAUUUAUCCAACCCAAAAUAAUGAAAUAAAAUUUGAGCCACAGUAAAUUCCUUGGGAUAAAGCUAAAUAUUUUGAAAAAUCACAUUUUUUCAAAGCUUCUAGUAGCAAACCAUUUUUUGUGCACUAGGAUGUAUCCCCUGGUGCCACACUUGAAUGGGUAUGGCAUCCCUUAGGGCCAAAUUUCCCUCCCAAGGAGCAAUUUGAGCACUAGGAUCAUUGGAUUUGGUUCCCCGUAUUGAAUGUUUCGGUGAAACCAUGGGAAUUCCAGGCCCACAAAGGGAGAGGAGAGUGAACAAGGCAAGAUGUUUGGUUUCGUUCAUCACUGUUUUGAAAACUCUGUAUGCUAGCACACCAAACUCUUGUCUGUAUUUACCUUUGUACCACAGUAUUAAUUGCUAUUGUUCAUAUAUCGUGCUGGAAAUCUGAACUGAUGCUAGAGGAUGAAUUAGCAAGGGGGUAUUUUACCAGGUAUGAUCUGACUUCAGUUGUGACCAUGUUAUAAUUAAUGUGUUUCCGACAUAGGAGAGUUGUGCUGCUGUCUAGAUCUUCUUGAAUGUUGAUAAAAACUGAAUGACUACUACAAUACAUUUUGUGUUGCUUGUUGGAUGAAUUUGCAUGUUAACUGUAGGCCAAUAUAGAUUUGCCUUUAAAACUCUGGAAGAGCUACAUAGUCAUCAUUUGUUUCUAUUAAUUAUGCAUCAGACAAAAGCCAUUUGUUACCAAACUGGAAAACCAGAGGCUUUUCUUAAUGACUUCGCAUUACUGUAACAAAUAUGAACUUAAAUUUGUGAAAAUGCUCUGGUUGCUCUAAGCAUAAUUAAGAAUUUUUGUAAUUAAUAGGUUGCUAAUUAUUUAUUAUAGUUAAAAAGGAAAAAAAGGCAUAAAAUGACCUUGUACUGAUUAGAUUUUCAGUUUUUCCCUCAAACUGGAAAUGCCUCACCAUGAAUAGGAUCUAUGAUUUUGUUUCAUAAAAUACAGCAAGUCAAUGUUUUAUGUAAAAUAUUAAAAUAUUCAUAUAAAUAUGUAAGAAUAAAAGAUAAAAGCAAACUAAAUCCAGAAAAUGGCAUUCCUAAAAGGUCAUGGAAUAGAUUAUCUUACUUUAAGGAGGACUAUGUACAUGUAGAAAGAAAAGAAAAUGCAAAAUACUUUUUAACCAGAACAUUAAAAACCAUUGCAGAAAAUAAUGGACUUUGGAUUCAAACAUUUUUGACAGUGUAAUGCAAAUUUUUUCUGUAAUUUUCUUAUCAUUGGAUAUUUUUUAAAGUAUUCAUUGAGUUUACCAAAAGUUACUGUAGCUUAAAAGGAUCUGUGAGCACUAACUAUUGGCAGAAACUGCACUUGCAAAUAAAAAUAAAUGUUUGCCUUUUC
This is a messenger RNA of Castor canadensis (American beaver), 4090 nucleotides long. The record is from RefSeq and is a predicted model, not a curated record. NCBI's taxonomy places the organism in Eukaryota, Metazoa, Chordata, Mammalia, Rodentia, Castoridae.